AUGAAAGAAGAAAAACUAAAAAAUGGAAAUAUGAAUAAUUUAGUGAAUUAUAUUUCAGAAGAUCAACUAGUUAAAGAAAUAGGACUUGAUGAAUGUAUGAAUCGAUUAAAUUUAAAGAAUAACAUUUUAAUGAGAAAGACAGAAUGUUUAGUUUCAUUAAAUGAUUUUGAAAAUAUAUUAGAAAAUGUAUUAGAAAAAGAGAAAAAGAACAUAGUACUAAAUGAUAAAAAAGUAGAAGGAGUUGAACAAAAGAAGCAAACCGAAAAAGAAAUAGAUCUUUUGUUUCAAGUUCAACCAAUUCCAAGACUACCAAAUCCAAGAAGAGUUAAAACAGGAAUUCAAUUUAAGACGUAUUUUAUUCAUUUUACUGGAGAUUUUGUUAUACCUAAAUAUUCAUUUUCUUCAUCUCCUAAUACAAGUAUUGAACAAUUUAUUAAAUUAACAAUUAAUAAAGUAAAUAAACAAUUAGAAGAAGAGAACCAAAAUAAUUUAUUUUUAAGAGAGACAUAUGAAUCAUAUUUAUUAAGAAUUAGUGAUGAAAAUGGAGUAGCAGAUGAUGAUCUUCCACCACUUGAAUAUUCAUCUAAAAUAGGAGAAAUGGGAAGUUCACAUUUUGUACUUGUAGAUAAUCCUGAUUAUUUUGAUAAAGUAAAGAAACAUCGUAGAGUUUUAAAUAAUAGUAAUAGUGGAAUGUCUGCUUUUCUUAAUACAAAAAAUGCAAAAGUAUUUUUUAAAAUAAAAAAAAUGGAAGGAAGUACAGCAAGAUAUGGAUAUAAAGAUAAUACAACUGUUGAAGAAUUUUUAAGUAGUGUUAUUGAUGAAAGAAAUAAAAAAUAUAAUCUUAAUGGUACUGAAUUUGAAUUAUCUAAAGAUUUAAAUAACUAUGAAUUUAAAAUGGCUGAUGAAAAUGGUAUUCCUGAUGACGAUUUUGAUGUUGUUUUAAAUUCUAAUAUCAGUACUUAUGGAGAUAGUUUUGUUUUAAUUGGAAAAGGAAAAUAUCAAACUAAUUCAGACGCUUCUAGUAAACAAACAAUUUUUGUUGUUCCUCCUACUAAAGGUGUUUCUAAAGAACGUGAAAUUAAAAAAGAACAAAGAACAUCUCUUAACAAUAAAUCUAGUUUGUUUAAAAGAAAAAAAGAUGAUGAAAUUGUUCCUAAACCUCAAUUAUCUCCAAGACAAAAUAAAGGUAAAACUAUUAUAGCUUCACCUAGAAAAAAACCUGGUAAAAUUUAUACUGUUUUUUAUCAAACAAUUCAACUUAAAAUUGAGUAUGAUGAAACUGGAACUGUUGGUGGGUUUAUUGAUGAAGUACUAAUUUAUGCAUUUAGAAAUGGAAUUAAAUUAAAUGGUAAAAAUGCUAGUGAUUUCUCAAUUUAUAUUGCUGAACCAAAUGGAGAAUGUGAUCGAGAUUUUGAAAUAAAUAAGGAAAGUCAAAUCAAAGAUAUGUGUUCAAUGUUCUUUGGUUUAUAUUCUAAACAAUAA
Messenger RNA from Entamoeba histolytica HM-1:IMSS, 1482 nucleotides. RefSeq lists its product as uncharacterized. Gene Ontology annotation, biological process: TORC2 signaling. The record is from RefSeq and is a predicted model, not a curated record. The coding region runs from base 1 to 1482 and encodes 493 amino acids. The transcript has a single exon. NCBI's taxonomy places the organism in Eukaryota, Evosea, Mastigamoebida, Endamoebidae. Gene Ontology annotation, cellular component: cytoplasm; plasma membrane; TORC2 complex. Gene Ontology annotation, molecular function: phosphatidylinositol-4,5-bisphosphate binding.